UUUGCUCAACCUAGCCAUUCCAAGAGAGAGAGAACACCCCUGCAAACACCAUUUCUCCAUAGUCAAGAGAGCUCAACCAAGAAAGGAGCUUAAGGAAGAAGAAAAAGGUUGCAAAGUAGAGAAAACCCUUGAGAAUAAAGAAAUGGAGGGUAGACGCAUGCCGACGAGGAACAACCCUAGAGGAUUAGCUUUGGGAGCCUCCAUGGGGGCUAGCCGAGCCACAUCCCUUGGUUCUAGGGGGGAGAAGAGGAGGUCGUGGAGACCGUGGGGGCCACUGACCGGGCUAAACUUGCAAGUGUACAAGUGCCGAUAUAGUAACAAAUUCCGGUAAAAUACCGGGUUGAAUCCACAAGGAAACGUUGUUUAAUUUAGUCUGAGAGUUGAUGACUUUAAAUAAAUAAAUGAGUAAAG
This is a messenger RNA of Cuscuta europaea, 411 nucleotides long. The record is from the annotation of a GenBank genome assembly. Lineage: Eukaryota; Viridiplantae; Streptophyta; Magnoliopsida; Solanales; Convolvulaceae.